This is a messenger RNA of Symbiodinium sp. CCMP2592, 8574 nucleotides long. The record is from the annotation of a GenBank genome assembly. Lineage: Eukaryota; Dinophyceae; Suessiales; Symbiodiniaceae.
AUGGUGCAUGCUCGUGAUGUCGUCCCAGGUGAAUCUUCCUUACCCACGGAGGAUGACCUGGACUUGCAUCGAAGUGAUCUUCUGCAGGGAACGUUGCAAGCAGAUGGUGCACUUUGGCAGACGGCAGGACGAUGCUGGAGCGUUGCCAAAGACUUGGAAAUUGAUCCAAAUUUGCAAUUUCGGUGCCGCUUCAUGCUCUUGUUCCUAUUUGGCAUCCUCGGGCAUGAACAUCCGCUCCGGCCGCUGCUCCCUGAGCGAAGCUGCGAGGAGUGGGCUUUCCUCUCCAUGCCGGACAGGGUGUUGCGCACCCUCGAUCUGGAGAUGAUGCAACGCUUCUACCGUCCCGGCCAAGAGUACGAACUCGGCAUUCCUCGAGACAGAGAAGUGUGGAUUGUCGGAGCAUUUUCCUCUGGACCAGAAGAGCUCGGGCAGAUCUUACGGUGGACACCGUCAAGGAUUCACAUGUUCGAGCCGAUCGUAGAGUUCUUCGAGAAGUUGAAGUUGCAAUGGCGUGGUCACGAGCACGGACAGCUGGUGCAUCUACACAACUACGGUCUUGGGGAAGCACGAGAAGCUGGCGAGAUGUUCAUGGCCUCUGUUGGAAGCUCUCUCUUCCAGCCCAUGGAGUUCUCGGCGACUCGCUUGUUCCUGGAUUCUGUGAGCGACUUCAAACACGGGAGGCUCCGCGAGCAUCGCACCCACGUCCGCGUGGAGGCUGUCGAGCUGGUCUGGAGAAUCCUUUCCACGGAAUCCCUCGGCCUCCUCCACAUGAAUUGCGAGGGCUGUGAGUACGAAGUAAUUCCGCAGCUGGCGUCGGCGGGGCUUUUGCACAAGAUUCAGGUCAUCUUCGUGGCAUCGCAUCUGGUGCUCAAUGAUAAAGAAGCCGAUGAGCUCUGCGAUGCGGCAUCUUCGGGCACCUGCUCGUGGCUGGGCUGGCCGAGGACGCCGUGCAGCAGCCUGCUCUUGUGCGGGUGUCUGGCCGCAUCUGAGACCGUGGAGCUGCGGGAUGUUGGGAAGUUUCUGGAUCCGGUGUUUGUGCCGGACUUCUUUCUCGAUGCUGCUCCAGCGGCAGAGGUCUUCGGGGCCCUCACGGACGAUCCACCGUCGGGCAAAGGCUACGUGGCCUCAGUGCUGGACUCACUGCAGGUCCCUCCGCGGAUGGCCCCGGUUCUCCUUUGGGAGACCGGCCUUCUUUUGCAGCAUUUGGCCUCCAAGGAGGUCUCACAGGUGAUCGUAGAUGUUGGUGCACACGAGUGGAGCCGCUUUCUUCCAAGUCUACGGGAAGAUCCUAAAGCUUGGUUGAUCCUUCUGGAGCCGGGUCGGAAAGCAUUCUUGAUGCUUUAUCGACGCCUGAAGAUGAACUAUGCCGAUGUGAUCGACCGGGUAGUGGCCCUUCCAGUAGCGCUGACGUGGGAACCAGGCCGCCUCUGGGGCUUUCGUGUGCUUCACACCAGCAACGUCAUGGAGGGAGAAUGCAACAGCCUACUGGAGCCGAAUGACCAGAUUCCGGUUCCCUGCAUUGACAGAGGCCCAGAAGAGAUUGUGCCCGUAAUGUCCUUGGACGUCUUACUGGAGCUGCUGCUUCACGACGCCUCCUUCACCAAGGGCCACAGCCAAGAUGAUGCCGCCGCAUCUCACAAGGAAGGACCUCCCAUCAGAAUCAAGUUGGAUGCACAAGGGGCCGACUUCAGCAUCUUCUCGGUCCUGGAGUCCACGGAGGCGCUGCUGGAGCGUGUGGCAGAGGUGCAGCUGGAAGUCUCGGAUCCAAUGUACCAUCUGCAGCCCUCCAGGCAUGAUAUCAUGGUGGGAAUGCGUCGCCUUGGGUUUCAGUUGGAUUGGCAGAAGCAGGAGAUUCACGAUGGAGGAGUGCACCAAGUGCGCUGUGGGUGUCGUUUGGUCACCGACAAUCCUCGUACCGAAGACUGUUUCUUCGUUCGUGCUGCGGAUUGGACUCACGGACGGAUGUUGGAUCUCUUCCUUCGGCGACCAGAUGAGUCCGUGCGCUUAAGCGAGGGAACUGGGAUGAGCAUCUCCCUACAGUAUGGCCGUUACAUGCAGGAACAUAUCAACGCGUGCGAGCGCGACGCGGGCGCAAGGUUAGAAGAGCAGGAUGAUGAGAUGGGUGCUGGCGGAUUGGCCUGCCUCUACCGCAUUGCAGGCUGGCCACUACGACAAGCGGCACUCUCAACCGCACUGCUGUGGGAGAUGAUUUGGAAUAGCAAGCAACAAGCAGAUCGUGGCACUCUCGUGGUAAACUAUGCGCAGGUGAUACUCGCAAUGUGGGAUCUCCUAGUCUUCGGUGGGCCAGACCAUGACUCUGCGUGGGACGAGCUUCAUGAUGCUGGGGUGGCGCACUUGAUGUUCACAGCUGCUAGCCUUAGUUUAUUUGAGGGCCAAAUGUUUUCCAAUCUGGUUACCGGUUGCCCUGUCAUACUUGAAGAGAGUCACUGGAGUGCUCGUGUUCGUGAGUCAGAGGGAGGGAUGAAAGCUUGUGGAGCCUUCGAGGUGCUGGUCGAGGCCAGCUGCCUUCUCUUUCCGGACCUGUGCAGCACGGACUGCAUCGAUGUUCCAUCCGAAGCCGCAGAAGAAAGUACUCCAGGGCAUGCGUCGCCUUGCGCUUCACUCCGUGAUUGUCGCACGGUCUUUCACGACGCCAACCCCAAGACUGUGCUCAAGCUUCCCGACACAUACGUUCCUGUUUUCCGGAGGGCACAACGCCUUACGCGCCCUCCGUGUUUUCCAUCCCAUUGGCGCCUGGAGCUCGAUCGCACGUCAACUUUCCCAAGCGUUGACAGCGGCGGCCACAACGUUACUGUCAUUUCAGUUGAUGCCUCGCACUGCAGCCUAGAAAUCUCGAUGAUAGCAUGGGAUCUGGAUGCUGCCGAAAUGCUUGCGUUUCACAGAGAUAUCUGGGACAGAGCAGAACGAGGUCGGGAGAACAUCGAUGCAGCUGAUUUUCGAAUUCCAACGGAAGGCAAUCUGUGGGAUUUUGAUUGCCAGUUCGAGACCUCGUCUGGAACAUUGCGGACGCGAGGUGACGUCGUGAGCUACCCCAUCCUCAGCGAACUUCCACAUACCCAGGAGGCCCCUGUCUUGAUCGUUCACUGUGAGGCUCCAGGAGGCAGACUUGCGUCGCCUCCGUCGUCGGUUCUGCUGACGCGAUCUGUACGGUCUAUUCCCGACAUGCCCUCCAUCCAGCUCGAGGUGCCGUUGCGGGAGAAUCAGCGGAAGAAAGUCAGAACAGCUUUAUGCAAUUCACAAGUCUGGGGGUCGCACUCGCUGAAACAGCUGGCUCCAGACUUAAUGGAGUUCUGGUUUCUAUACUACAGCGAGCAUUUGAAGAUCGAUGAAAUCUACGUCUAUGAUUUGGAUGGAUCUUUCGAGAGCAUUCCCAUCGUUCAGGAACUCCGUGCCAGUGGACGGGUGGUUUAUGAUCCGUUCUUCUCAAGCAUACCGCCGUUGAAGGAUAUCUUUGCUUCGGCCGGGCACAAGACUUCGACAGCGCACUUGGCGCAGACCCUCGUGCAGCACCACUGUUGGCAGCAGGCCAGGCAAACCGCUGACUGGGUCAUCUCGCUCAACCACGGCUGGGAUAUGUUCCUAUUCUCCCCGGCAGGGGGCACCCUUCAGGACCUGCUGGAGGAACUGCCACCGGACCAGGUGACUCGCGUGCUCGGUGUGCGAUAUGGAGAGCACGAUUCUGUCGAUUCUGACGCAGAGGUCACGCCGAAUGUGAAUGUGUUCCUGCGCUUUCCACACCAUGUUGACCCUGGCGUGCGACCCGAGAAGAACAGCACCGAGGAGCUGGUAAUUAUCGCUAAACCUUUUCUGAUUGCGAACAUCGCCCUCAGCGCUGUCGUGGUCCGACAAGACGCCCCGCUUCGUUCGAACUUGCUUGAACAUCCGCUGCCGUGUCCCAAGGGGCAGUCGCGAGAGUUUGCUGGGCCGAUGAUGCACAAGGCCCAGCAGCUGGAUGCAGAGAAGUGGCGCGCCAACCACUAUGUGCAAGCUCUGGGCGGUCGCAAAGUGCUCUAUCGCUCAGAGGAGCAAAUGGUCGAGCUCCGCAACUUCUCCAUCUUCGAUGCUGCUGCAGUUCAGCUCGGCAGCAUUGGUUUGGCAACCAACCCGACCCACUAUGGCAAUCCGUCCACUGGCUGCGAGUCGGACGAGGUUGCCGUUCGCGUCAGCGGUCUCUCGGGCGACUUCUGCAGUCCGAAGUGCGACAGCCAGGGCACCUGCCCAAGCGACGUGCCCAAGGGCGACACCGCAAAUCCAGAGUGUGCUCUCCGAACCACGACUGGCGACAAGUACUGCGGCCUGAUCUGCCAGGCUGAUUCGGAUUGUGGCACGGGCAGCUGCCAAAAGAUGAUGGGGAUUGGCCUGUGCACCUACGAGUCGUCUUCGGUGAAGGCUCUGCCGGCUGUGAUGACUCAGGUGGCCGUGGCAACCAACCCGACCCACUAUGGCAAUCCGUCCACUGGCUGCGAGUCGGACGAGGUUGCCGUUCGCGUCAGCGGUCUCUCGGGCGACUUCUGCAGUCCGAAGUGCGACAGCCAGGGCACCUGCCCAAGCGACGUGCCCAAGGGCGACACCGCAAAUCCAGAGUGUGCUCUCCGAACCACGACUGGCGACAAGUACUGCGGCCUGAUCUGCCAGGCUGAUUCGGAUUGUGGCACGGGCAGCUGCCAAAAGAUGAUGGGGAUUGGCCUGUGCACCUACGAGUCGUCUUCGGUGAAGGCUCUGCCGGCUGUGAUGACUCAGGUGGCCGUGGCAACCAACCCGACCCACUAUGGCAAUCCGUCCACUGGCUGCGAGUCGGACGAGGUUGCCGUUCGCGUCAGCGGUCUCUCGGGCGACUUCUGCAGUCCGAAGUGCGACAGCCAGGGCACCUGCCCAAGCGACGUGCCCAAGGGCGACACCGCAAAUCCAGAGUGUGCUCUCCGAACCACGACUGGCGACAAGUACUGCGGCCUGAUCUGCCAGGCUGAUUCGGAUUGUGGCACGGGCAGCUGCCAAAAGAUGAUGGGGAUUGGCCUGUGCACCUACGAGUCGACUUCGGUGAAGGCUCUGCCGGCUGUGAUGACUCAGGUGGCCGUGGCAACCAACCCGACCCACUAUGGCAACCCGUCCACUGGCUGCGAGUCGGACGAGGUUGCCGUUCGCGUCAGCGGUCUCUCGGGCGACUUCUGCAGUCCGAAGUGCGACAGCCAGGGCACCUGCCCAAGCGACGUGCCCAAGGGCGACACCGCAAAUCCAGAGUGUGCUCUCCGAACCACGACUGGCGACAAGUACUGCGGCCUGAUCUGCCAGGCUGAUUCGGAUUGUGGCGCCAUCCCUGCACUAGUCAAUGGCACAGGCAGCUGCCAAAAGAUGAUGGGGAUUGGCCUGUGCACCUACGAGUCGUCUUCGGUGAAGGCUCUGCCGGCUGUGAUGACUCAGGUGGCCGUGGCAACCAACCCGACCCACUAUGGCAAUCCGUCCACUGGCUGCGAGUCGGACGAGGUUGCCGUUCGCGUCAGCGGUCUCUCGGGCGACUUCUGCAGUCCGAAGUGCGACAGCCAGGGCACCUGCCCAAGCGACGUGCCCAAGGGCGACACCGCAAAUCCAGAGUGUGCUCUCCGAACCACGACUGGCGACAAGUACUGCGGCCUGAUCUGCCAGGCUGAUUCGGAUUGUGGCGCCAUCCCUGCAGCUGGUAUUGGCUCCUGCCAAAAGGCAAUGGGCAUCGGUCUCUGCACCUACACCGGGUCUGUCGACCAGACAGUUGAGAAGGUGGCAAUGGCCAUUGCCGUGGCAACCAACCCGACCCACUACGGCAAUCCGUCCACUGGCUGCGAGUCGGACGAGGUUGCCGUUCGCGUCAGCGGUCUCUCGGGCGACUUCUGCAGUCCGAAGUGCGACAGCCAGGGCACCUGCCCAAGCGACGUGCCCAAGGGCGACACCGCAACUCCAGAGUGUGCUCUCCGAACCACGACUGGCGACAAGUACUGCGGCCUGAUCUGCCAGGCUGACUCGGAUUGUGGCACAGGCAGCUGCCAAAAGACGAUGGGCAUCGGUCUGUGCACCUACGACUCGUCCACGGUGAUGGCGUUGCCGGCUGCGAUGACCCAGGUGGCAGUGGCAACCAACCCGACCCACUACGGCAACCCGUCCACUGGCUGCGAGUCGGACGAGGUUGCCGUUCGCGUCAGCGGUCUGUCGGGAAGGUUUCACACAGGCUUGCUUCGGAGCAUGCUUUGGCUUGGCAUGGCACGUUUGCAGGUGGCCGUGGCAACCAACCCGACCCACUACGGCAACCCGUCCACUGGCUGCGAGUCGGACGAGGUCGCCGUUCGCGUCAGCGGGCUGUCGGGCGACUUCUGCAGUCCGAAGUGCGACAGCCAGGGCACCUGCCCAAGCGACGUGCCCAAGGGCGACACCGCAACUCCCCAGUGUGCUCUCCGAACCACGACUGGUGACAAGUACUGCGGCCUGAUCUGCCAGGCUGACUCGGAUUGUGGCACAGGCAGCUGCCAAAAGAUGAUGGGCAUCGGUCUGUGCACCUACGCGUCGUCCAUCGUGAAGGCUCUGCCGGCCGUGAUGACGCAGGUGGCAGUGGCAACCAACCCGACCCACUACGGCAACCCGUCCACUGGCUGCGAGUCGGACGAGGUUGCCGUUCGCGUCAGCGGUCUGUCGGGCGACUUCUGCAGUCCGAAGUGCGACAGCCAGGGCACCUGCCCAAGCGAUGUGCCCAAGGGCGACACCGCAACUCCCCAGUGUGCUCUCCGAACCACGACUGGUGACAAGUACUGCGGCCUGAUCUGCCAGGCUGACUCGGAUUGUGGCACAGGCAGCUGCCAAAAGAUGAUGGGCAUCGGUCUGUGCACCUACGCUUCGUCUAUCGUGAAGGCUUUGCCGUCCGUGAUGACACAGGUGGCCGUGGCAACCAAACCGACCCACUACGGCAACCCGUCCACUGGCUGCGAGUCGGACGAGGUUGCCGUUCGCGUCAGCGGUCUGUCGGGCGACUUCUGCAGUCCGAAGUGCGACAGCCAGGGCACCUGCCCAAGCGAUGUGCCCAAGGGCGACACCGCAACUCCCCAGUGUGCUCUCCGAACCACGACUGGUGACAAGUACUGCGGCCUGAUCUGCCAGGCUGACUCGGAUUGUGGCACAGGCAGCUGCCAAAAGAUGAUGGGCAUCGGUCUGUGCACCUACGCGUCGUCCAUCGUGAAGGCUCUGCCGGCCGUGAUGACGCAGGUGGCAGUGGCAACCAACCCGACCCACUACGGCAACCCGUCCACUGGCUGCGAGUCGGACGAGGUUGCCGUUCGCGUCAGCGGUCUGUCGGGCGACUUCUGCAGUCCGAAGUGCGACAGCCAGGGCACCUGCCCAAGCGAUGUGCCCAAGGGCGACACCGCAACUCCCCAGUGUGCUCUCCGAACCACGACUGGUGACAAGUACUGCGGCCUGAUCUGCCAGGCUGACUCGGAUUGUGGCACAGGCAGCUGCCAAAAGAUGAUGGGCAUCGGUCUGUGCACCUACGCUUCGUCUAUCGUGAAGGCUCUGCCGGCCGUGAUGACGCAGGUGGCCGUGGCAACCAACCCGACCCACUACGGCAACCCGUCCACUGGCUGCGAGUCGGACGAGGUUGCCGUUCGCGUCAGCGGUCUGUCGGGCGACUUCUGCAGUCCGAAGUGCGACAGCCAGGGCACCUGCCCAAGCGAUGUGCCCAAGGGCGACACCGCAACUCCCCAGUGUGCUCUCCGAACCACGACUGGUGACAAGUACUGCGGCCUGAUCUGCCAGGCUGACUCGGAUUGUGGCACAGGCAGCUGCCAAAAGAUGAUGGGCAUCGGUCUGUGCACCUACGCGUCGUCUAUCGUGAAGGCUCUGCCGGCCGUGAUGACGCAGGUGGCCGUGGCAACCAACCCGACCCACUACGGCAACCCGUCCACUGGCUGCGAGUCGGACGAGGUUGCCGUUCGCGUCAGCGGUCUGUCGGGCGACUUCUGCAGUCCGAAGUGCGACAGCCAGGGCACCUGCCCAAGCGACGUGCCCAAGGGCGACACCGCAAGUCCAGAGUGUGCUCUCCGAACCACAACUGGCGACAAGUACUGCGGCCUGAUCUGCCAGGCUGAUUCGGAUUGUGGCACAGGCAGCUGCCAAAAGAUGAUGGGCAUCGGUCUGUGCACCUACGCAUCGUCCAUCGUGAAGGCUCUGCCGGCCGUGAUGACGCAGGUGGCCGCGGCAACCAACCCGACCCACUAUGGCAACCCAUCUACUGGCUGCGAGUCGGACGAGGUUGCCGUUCGCGUCAGCGGUCUGUCGGGCGACUUCUGCAGUCCGAAGUGCAACAGCUCUGGGAUUUGCCCCAAGGACAUGCCCAAGGGUGAUACUGCAGUUCCCGAAUGUGCUUUGCGCACUACCACUGGGGACAAGUACUGUGGACUGGUCUGCCGAUCCGACUCAGACUGUGGAACUGGCUCCUGCCAGACCAGCCUGGGGGUCGGCCUCUGCACCUACGCCGCCGCGGAUGCAGCGCGCCCGCUGCAGCUUCUUCCUGCCGAGGCGGCACAGAUCAUCGUCUAA